Messenger RNA from Epithele typhae, 1323 nucleotides. Its product is annotated as concanavalin A-like lectin/glucanase domain-containing protein. The transcript is spliced from 5 exons. The record is from RefSeq and is a predicted model, not a curated record. Gene Ontology annotation, biological process: glucan catabolic process. NCBI's taxonomy places the organism in Eukaryota, Fungi, Basidiomycota, Agaricomycetes, Polyporales, Epitheliaceae. Gene Ontology annotation, molecular function: hydrolase activity, hydrolyzing O-glycosyl compounds. The coding region runs from base 1 to 1323 and encodes 440 amino acids.
AUGCGCAUCUCGCUCUCCCUCCACCUCACCCUCCCUGUCCUCCUCCUCGCCCAUGCGUCCCCCGCCGACGCCGGCCUCUUCGCCCGCGGCACCGAGCAACUCGCGCGCACCGCGAACCACCUGCACCACCGCGCCGCCAAGCACAGCGCGGGGCUCGCCCGGGAUCUCCGCCGCGCGUUCUCGGCCAUGGUCUCCACCCAGGAGCUCGUCGCGACGACCGGCUCCGCGCAGAAGGUCUACUGCGUCAACACGGGUUCGUCCCUCACCGGGGACGGCGGCAACGGCAACUCGUCUGCCGGACACUCACCGUCCACAACUUCCGGUGCGUCGGGCGCAAGCGGGACAAGCACUAAGCACUCGUCCACCACAGUGGCCGCGAAUCCUGCGUCCUCUUCUGGAUCCUCGCCGUGGAAGCUUGCUCAGCACUGGGAAGGGAACGAUUUCUUCGAUGGCUGGGACUUCUGGACAGACGCGGACCCCACGCACGGCACUGUCGACUACGUCAGCCAGUCGACCGCGCAAUCCGAAAACCUCAUCGAGAUCAACGACGCCGGGCGCGCGAUCAUGCGCGUCGACACCACCCAGACCGUCUCGACCGCGCGCAAGUCCGUGCGGAUCACGACCCAGUACUCAUACAACGGCGGCCUCGUCCUCCUCGACGCCGUGCACAUGCCGACCGGCUGCGGGACCUGGCCCGCGUUCUGGUCGAACGGGCCCGACUGGCCGAACAAGGGCGAGAUCGACAUCCUCGAGGGCGUGAACGACAACUCCGCGAACCAGGCCACGAUCCACACCGGCCACGGCUGCACGCUCCCGAGCUCGAGCCCGUCCGCGCUCAACAUCACCGGCACCGUCGUCGGCGGCACCAACUGCGCCGCCGCGGAGACGAGCAACGCCGGCUGCGGCAUGGUCACCAGCCAGGACAACUCGUACGGCGUCGGCUUCAACAGCAACAACGGCGGUGUCUACGCGAUGCAAUGGGUCGACUCCGGCAUCUCCGUCUGGUUCUUCCCCCGCAACAGCGUCCCGGCCGACAUCUCCAGCGGCGCGCCCAUCCCCACGGGCUGGCCGAAGCCGAUGGCGCACUGGCCCGCGACGGACUGCAACCCGUCCACGUUCUUCCAGGACCACGUCCAGAUCUUCGACACCACCCUCUGCGGCGACUGGGCCGGGAACGUCUGGGGCUCGACCGGCUCGCCCGGCCAGGAGCAGAGCUGCGCGACCCGGACCGGCGUGGCGACGUGCGAGGAGUUCGUCCUCAACCACGGCUCGUCCUUCAGCGAAGCCUACUGGGAGGUCAACUACGUCAAGAUCUUCCAGUAG